Penicillium subrubescens is the source of this 1263-nucleotide messenger RNA. RefSeq names its product Zn(II)2Cys6 transcription factor. Gene Ontology annotation, biological process: regulation of DNA-templated transcription. The coding region runs from base 1 to 1263 and encodes 420 amino acids. The transcript has a single exon. NCBI's taxonomy places the organism in Eukaryota, Fungi, Ascomycota, Eurotiomycetes, Eurotiales, Aspergillaceae. Gene Ontology annotation, molecular function: zinc ion binding; DNA-binding transcription factor activity, RNA polymerase II-specific. The record is from RefSeq and is a predicted model, not a curated record.
AUGGCGGCCGUCAAAAAGCCCCGAGGCAUUCGCCAUGAUCGCCACUGCGAGCGAUGUCGGACCAAUGGCAUCAAGUGUGAUUUAAACCGUCCUCGCUGCCAGCCAUGUGUACAGAGUGGAGCGGGAUGCCAAUACCCGCAAAGAGUCAUCUGGAUGGGGAAUAGAGAGCGGAGAAAGGAGCACCCAGCCUCGAAACAAUCACCAUCAUCAAGUUCCCCUGUCUCACAAGAUCGAGAUCGAUCAUCGCAAGAACCUCAACAACUUAGAGUACAGUCCAACAAGCAUAUCAAGCAUAUACCCAUCAACCUCAACGGCUUCAUCGAUCUUCUGUCCGAAUUCUACCAGGAGAUUCAGUCUAGCAAGCAAGAACUUCCAAACGAAACAAUCGAGCUUAUAUCGCAAACAUUGAGCUACGCGCGCUUACGCCUUCAGGGCGCAAAUGACGAUGACGCGAUUCAGUCACAUCUGGUCGCUUUGACAAAUCUAAGCCGCGUCAUUGACUCUGCACACCCCAUCGCGUUAUUCGGGAUAGGGACAUUCGCCAUGUUUGAGGUCUGCUGUGGGUCCUUUGGUAAUUGGCAGCGCCAUCUACACGGGGCCCGAUCAUUGCUUGACUUGCAUUGUACGAACAAGGCCGAACUGGAUGGUCUAACUGACCGAAUACCGGGACUAGCGGACGUACUCGCCUACCUGGUCUGGUUCGAUGUGACGGGCACCUUAAAUAGAGGCGACAAUGAUCUGAUCUUUGAUAAUUGGCAUCGCGAGAUUCUGACGCAGGACUUUCUUGACUGGGUGGGUUGUCCGCCAGAUACAUUCGAGCUAUUCGUGCACCUAGCAAAAGGCGAGCACGAUUCAAGUCCCUUAGAUCUGAGUGCCAGGGCAAUGCAGCAAAUUCUACGCAUCAACAACAAUAACUCGACAGAUGUGAGUCUCGCAGACGUGGCAUACCGAGGUUCGGCUGCAAUGGUCUCCUUCACCCGCGCAGCAGAAAGCAGCUUAUCAUCAAGUCCCUCGAUACACGCAGAUGUAAUAUCCUCCCUGGUAGACAAAGUCUGCGAUGCAAUAUCCAAAAUGCCUACUUCUUCCCGAUUCUACGUGCACCUGGCCACAUCUGCUUAUCUGACGGGUAUGCAUGCCAGCACUAGUGAUCAGUGCGAUGUGGUGCGGGGUUAUUGGCGGAAUUGCCAGUUGUGCGACUUUCCGCGGUAUCCGGAUGGCCAGGAACAGUGUGAGCGGAGAUGGCGGGAUAAAGGGAUUAUCUAG